AUGAACAAGGAAACGAGGUUUGGGAAGACGGAGGUGGGAGGAGACGAUGGCCAUCAAGAAUUAUUUCCCUGUGAAGUCUGUGGAAGAUGCUUCGCAGCAGAUGUCCUGACGAGACAUGGACCGAUAUGUAGAAAAGUCUUCAACAAAAAGCGUAUACCUUUCAAUUCCUUGAAACAAAGAUUACAGGGCACUGACAUUCCUACUGUGAAAAAGGCUCCUCAAUCCAAGUCUCAACCUGUGAAGAAAUCUAACUGGAGACAACAGCACGAGGACUUCAUCAAUGCAAUUCAAUCAGCCAAGCAGUGCAUGCUCGCCAUGAAGGAAGGUCGGCCCCUUCCACCUCCGCCAGCCCCCACCAUCAACCCAGAUUAUAUCCAAUGCCCAUACUGCAUGAGAAGGUUUAACGAAACCGCCGCCAAGCGACACAUCAAUUUCUGCAAAGACCAGUCUUCUCGCCGAGUCUUUGAUCCGGCCCAGACAGCAGCCAGGUUGGCAGCCAGAGCUCAGGGUAAGGCUCAGGCAAAUCCUAAAAAGGAACCAACUGUGACCAGUGCUGUAGGUGCUUUGCUACAGAGCAGGGCCAAGGAAGACAUGAAGCAGGUCUCAGCCAGGCCAGGAUUAGCCAUGGAUCCUGCUUUGGGAACAAAACUCAGACAAGGAUUUAGUAAAUCUUCUAAAGAGGGCCAGAAAGGUGAAUGGCAUUUCUUGCUGCUUUCUGACUGGUUCCCUAAAGCUGAGCACCCUAGUGCCCCUUCACCCGGAUGUCCAACCUCCACCAAGACCCACAGGUCUGUCUUCAUGAGGUGA
Perognathus longimembris pacificus (Pacific pocket mouse) is the source of this 807-nucleotide messenger RNA. RefSeq names its product zinc finger C2HC-type containing 1B (gene Zc2hc1b). The transcript has 8 exons. Bases 1 to 807 code for a protein of 268 amino acids. Lineage: Eukaryota; Metazoa; Chordata; Mammalia; Rodentia; Heteromyidae. The record is from RefSeq and is a predicted model, not a curated record.